Molecule: messenger RNA, 2540 nt
Organism: Humulus lupulus (European hop)
Lineage: Eukaryota; Viridiplantae; Streptophyta; Magnoliopsida; Rosales; Cannabaceae
Product: cyclic nucleotide-gated ion channel 1-like
Exons: 10
Coding region: 288-2288 (666 amino acids)
Biological process (GO): transmembrane transport; monoatomic ion transport
Cellular component (GO): membrane
Molecular function (GO): monoatomic ion channel activity
Source: RefSeq, a predicted model, not a curated record
GCCGUGGUAUUUUUCCUCCUCCUCUCUCCAAUAAAUAAUUAAGCUAGUCAAAGAUAUUAUAUAAAUAUAUAUAUAUAUAGCUAUAACUAUUAAAUGUAAAUCUCUUCUGAUCGAAGUCGCAUAUGGACUAGUCACCUUCCUCUUCGGCACACCUGAACAGAACUGCCUAUCGCUGCUCCGGUUUCAUUUCAUAUAUAUAUAUAUAUAUAUAUAUACAUUGAGUUAUGAACAAUCUUGAAGACAAAGGUUUGGCCUCAUUAUUCCAUUUAUAUAUUUGAGUUAUAAUUAUGAACAAUCUUGAAGGCAAGGAUUUGGUAGCAUUGAGGAAUCAUUAUUCGAAGCAGUAUAAUAAUUCCAACAACUCUGAAGAUUAUCAUGAUCAUGGAAGACAAGAACAUUCACUAAACCAGAUAUUGAAUCCAGGGGUAACAGACUCUCGAUUAUGGAAUAAGAUAUUCUUGGCUUCAUGUGUAAUCGGAGUCUGCGUCGAUCCAUUGUUCCUCUACAUUCCAAUUGUGAACGAUGACCGAAAAUGUCUCGACAGAGACCACAAUAUGAAGAUCAUAUCUCUUGUUUUACGAUCUGUUACCGAUUUCUCUUAUGUUUUACACUUGAUUUUUCGGCUUCAGUGGGCACGAACCAUGUCCAAGGCACUUGGUCAAUCCAUUUUCACAAAGUUUCCAUGGUCUUAUCUUUUAAUAGAUCUUUUAGCCAUUAUUCCAACCCCUCAGAUUACAGGAUCAAGAUCUUUGAGAGCAAGAAAGUUCAUCAACUUACUACUUCUUCUCCAAUACGUGCCUCGAAUUCUUCGUGUGUACUUAUCAGCCAAAGCGUUAGGAAGAGUUUUUGACUCACUGACUCAACGUGUAUGGGUCAGAGGCGCCUUCUUUUUUUUCCUCUACAUUAUUUUUGGUCAUGUGUUUGGAGCCUUUUGGUACUUCUAUUCAAUUUUUCGCGAGACAGCUUGCUGGCACCUUGCCUGUAUGGAACAUGGACCAAAAGAAUGUAUACCUGGUCCUUUCGACUGUCUUGGACCUCAUCCCAGAAUGAAUGUGACCAAACUGAACCAAUUUUGCCCUGUUGAUCCACCAAAUGCAGAUAUCUUCAAAUUUGGAAUAUUUUCUGAAGCUAUUGAAUCUCGUAUAGUCAGCAAAACUGAUUUUCCCGAAAAAUUCUUUCGCAGUUUUUGGUGGGGUUUAAGAAAUUUGAGUUCUUUUGGUCAAAACCUGGACACAACUAGCAAUGUACAAGAAAACAUGUUCGCCAUUACCAUUUCUACCUUGGGUUUACUUUUAUUUUUAUAUCUUAUUGGAAAUCUGCAGACAUACAUGCAGUUGGAAACCACAAAAUCAGAAGAGGCAAGAAGAAAGUUAAGUAUCAAGCAACCAGAAAUAGAUUCUUUUCUAUCAAACCAUGACCUUCCACUGUAUAAAAAGAAAGCCAUCAAGAGAUACCUAACCCGAACAAUUAGAGAAGACAAAGAUUUUGAUGUCAAACAUCUCUUUUCUCUACUUGGAGAGCAUGAUCAUCAUCACAUUGAGACAUUUGCAGCUUGGGUAACCAAAAUAUUGGACCUGAAAAAAAAUGUGAACAGUACAAGUGAGAAAAAGGCAGACUUGUGGCUGUCAAAAAAUGACAUUCCUCAGGAUCUAAAGCGAAUUAUUAAGAAAUACAUUCAAAUGAGAUUGCAAGAUGGAAAAGAUGUGGACAUCGACCAUAUUUUGCAUAUUCUUCCUUUGUCACAGGGAAUGCUAAUUAAGAAACACAUGUGUUUCCCUAUGUUAAAAAAAGUUCCAUUAUUUCAAAACACGGAUGAACAUGUUUACGAAACAAUAUGCAAAUAUCUGAAACCAGUCACAUAUUCAGAGAAAAGUUAUAUCAUUCGAAAAGGAGAGCCACUUGAUAUGAUUCUCUUCAUCACACAAGGUGUUGUGUGGGCAUUUGGAAAUGAUACUACUCCCAUGAGUCGACUUCAAAAAGGUGAUUUCUAUGGAAAUGAACUCAUAGAAUGGCAAUUAAAGUCAACAUCCAUUGAUGAGUUUCCUAUUUCGGUUGCUAAUCUUAAAUCCCAUACCAAUGUUGAAGCCCUUGCUCUUAUGGCCAAUGACUUGGAACAUGUAGUCUCCAAUUGCUGGUUCAAGUUCUCCCGCACCUGCUCAUCUAUGCCUGAGAGCUUGAAGCCUUUUGCAGUUCGUUUUCUACAACAACUAACGUUGCGACAGGUUCGAAGGAGAAGGAAAAAAGUUAAGGGAUCUCAGUCAGGAGAGGUAUCAGUGAAGAUGCUUUGACAAGUUUACCAGCAACAGUUGUACUAAAGUUUGUUUUGGUUGUUCGUUGUCCAUUGUUUGCAGCAAUGUUUAUUAAUCAUAAUCAUGUAGUUUUUAUUAGUAUAUUAAUGAAGUUGUAAUAAAAAGCAUCUUAAUCUUUGCCAAGAUUCUUAGAGGUUUUACUCAUGUUUCUCUCUAGAUAAUUUUUGCUAUGAAAUAUUAACAUGCCAUGAGCAACACAAGUUUCUAUGAUUAUAUAUGAUCGUUUCACAA